AUGGUAGCAAUUUCAUUAGAUGAUCCAAAAGCUUCACUUGUGAACAACGUUGAUGAGGAGAGUGGGGUGUUAUCUGGAGUGUCUGAACUGAUAACUGCUGAAAAUCACGAAGCUGCAGGUGGAGAACUUGGAAUGUCGAAAGACUUGAAUAAAUCAACAUGCACUCGCCCUACAGUCGUUUCUGAAAAUGGAUUUCACACAUGUGAACAGGAGAAUAUUGAGAUUGGCAGCUCUAAAUCAAAUUGGACAAAGGAAGGGAUUGGCCAUGUCAAGAUAAGAUGCAAGGGAAGAGAUUCUGUACCUGAUGAUGAAUCUGUACAAAAGCUUUGCAAUGAGGUUCUGAACUUUUGCUCCCAGAGGCCAAACACAAAGAAAUUUGAUUUCAAGAUAAUAACCAUUGAAUUUGAUGGCAAACGCAUUAAGUUGCAAACCUGGGAUACAGCUGGCCAAGAGAGAUUCAGAACUAUUACUACAGCUUAUUACCGUGGAGCCAUGGAUAUCUUGCUGGUUUAUGAUGUUACUGAUAAAGCAUCUUUCAAUAAUAUUAGGAAUUGGAUUCGCAAUAUUGAACAACAUGCUUCUGACAAUGUAAACAAGAUACUUGUGGGAAACAAGGCUGAUAUGGAUGAAAGUAAAAGGGUCGUACCUACCUCCAAAGGUCAAGCUCUUGCUGAUGAGUAUGGUAUCAAGUUCUUCGAAACCAGUGCAAAAACAAACAUGAACGUGGAGGAGGUUUUCUUUCCAAUAGCAAGAGACAUCAAGCAAAGGCUUGCAGACACAGAUUCAGGAUCCGAACCACCGGCAGCCUUUCCAAAUGCAACAAUAGGAUUGCAAUGCGCCCCUUGA
Molecule: messenger RNA, 846 nt
Organism: Lathyrus oleraceus (garden pea)
Lineage: Eukaryota; Viridiplantae; Streptophyta; Magnoliopsida; Fabales; Fabaceae
Product: ras-related protein RABE1c
Exons: 4
Coding region: 1-846 (281 amino acids)
Molecular function (GO): GTP binding; GTPase activity
Source: RefSeq, a predicted model, not a curated record